Molecule: messenger RNA, 348 nt
Organism: Dictyostelium purpureum
Lineage: Eukaryota; Evosea; Eumycetozoa; Dictyosteliales; Dictyosteliaceae
Exons: 3
Coding region: 1-348 (115 amino acids)
Source: RefSeq, a predicted model, not a curated record
AUGAUUAUCUUCAGUUUUUACCAAUUAUCGUUAUCACCUAUUAGAACUGUUCAAGUAGAAUUAGCUCAAGAAGGUCUUCAAUCCGAAAAUUACAAUAUUAAAUCAGAGAUUACAAUUAUUCAAGAUAAAUUUAGUAAAAAAUCUUUCCACACUGUUCAUGAUACUUCAGAAGAAAUCAAUGAUAAUAUAGCAACUAAUGAAAGAAGAAAGAGAAAAGAAAAAGAAAAAAAGGAAAAAGGAGGGGAAAAACAAAGAGAAAAACAUAGAGACAGAGAAAGGUCAGGAUCCAAAGAUAGAGAAAAAGAAAGAAAAAGAUCAAUUUCAAAAGAAAAAGAUAAAGAAAGAUAA